AUGACCAUCGCCUCGCUACGAACGUUGGUCGCCCAGAUCCCCAACUGGCAGAGCCGCCUCGACAAGCUGGUAGCUGAGAUUGCUCAACGACAAAACGGCCUAUCCAGCAUAGAAAAUGGCCACCAACACCAGUCUGCCACGCCGACCCCAGAACCCGACACGCAGGCCUCGGCCACCAACUCGACGACACCCGGACCGCAUCUAGUCGACACCAUGAAUAUUGAUUCUGCCACUUCCGCCGACAGCCAGCAGCCGACGACACAUUCCAUCGGUAAUGGCCUAGUAGCCAAGAAGACGAAGCCCGAGCCGGUGUACUUUGACGGGAGCAUGCAAAAGUUCUUUGAGGAGCUCGUUCACUUCAUCGCCGUCAGCAGGAACAUGAUGCGCAAAGCCAAAAUGUCUGCCCGAAUCGCCCAAAUCAAGAAAAUGGCCGAAGUCGAAAUUAGUGAUGAAUUUGGCGAUGGCACAUCCGAACGACCUACAUUACGCUACGUCAGUGCCCGGAGACUGGACUCACUCGGCCCCCCAGCCACCACCGGCACGAAGCCGGGACGCGGGCCCGACAUUUUCGACGCUCUCGACAAGAACCUUGACAACCUCCAGGCCACCUGCGAGUUGGCCGCCUUUCAGUUCCUGCGCGAGGCAUCCGACAACAAGCACAUGAAGAGCGUUAAGAAGCUUCUCGGUGACGUGUUGAACUCGGCCUCGAGCGAGCUGGCCCGUCUCGCGCGUGACGAGCCCGACAUGAUCCAGGACGCCGAUGCUGCCGCGUCUCGCACCAAGAGACCGCUGAGCAUGCGCAAGGAGCUUCCCGCCGGGGCCAAGCCGACAGAGGCUCCCAACAAGCGGCAGAACACGGGUCAGCUUAGCCCAUCGACGAGUUUGCCCUCGAUUGGACAUAUGGAGGUGGACCUGACCGCUCUUCAAAACGACGAGCACAUGGCACCGCAGGUCAUUCACAUGCCGGCCAACGUACGCGUGUAA
This is a messenger RNA of Akanthomyces muscarius, 984 nucleotides long. RefSeq lists its product as uncharacterized. The record is from RefSeq and is a predicted model, not a curated record. The transcript has a single exon. NCBI's taxonomy places the organism in Eukaryota, Fungi, Ascomycota, Sordariomycetes, Hypocreales, Cordycipitaceae. Bases 1 to 984 code for a protein of 327 amino acids.